AUGCUUGAACGAAGCUGUCUUUUUCUUUGCGCGGUGGACGACGAAGUGGAAGAAAUUGUUGACGAGGGAGAGAAUUUUAUCGUUGCUGCCGCCGAUUACUCGUUGGGUCACUAUCACGGUUUUGAUUGGCCGAUCAACUCGGUGACGUAG
Molecule: messenger RNA, 150 nt
Organism: Ambispora gerdemannii
Lineage: Eukaryota; Fungi; Glomeromycota; Glomeromycetes; Archaeosporales; Ambisporaceae
Source: the annotation of a GenBank genome assembly